AUGUCCAUCUGCUCUAGUGAUAGGAGCUAUGGCAGCCGCAUCUGCCUGCCCAGUGCUUGCACUGACUCUUCCUGGCAGGUGGAUGACAGCCCUGAGAGCUACUGUGAGCCCUCCUGCUGUGCCCCCACUUCCUGCCAGUCCUCCUGCUGUGCCCCCACCUGCUUAACCCUCAUCUGCACCCCCGUGAGCUGUGCAUCCAGUCCCUGCUACCAAACAGCCUGUGGAUCCAGCUCCUGUGAACCCUCCUGCUGCCAGCAGUCUAGCUGUCAACCCACAUGCUGCACAUCCUCCCCCUGCCAGCAGGCCUGCUGCACACCUGUCUGCUGCAAGCCCAUCUGUUGCAAGCCUGUUUGCUGUGAACCUGUCUGCUGCAAGCCCAUCUGUUGCAAGCCUGUCUGCUCCAAGUUUGUCUGCUGCAAGCCUGUCUGCUGCGAGCCCGUCUGCUGCGGAACCACCCCCUGCCCAUCAUCCUCAUGCUGCCAGCCCCCUGUCUGCAUCCCCUCCUGCUGCAGACCAUCAUCCUGUGUGUCCCUCAUCUGCCAACCUGUGUGCAAACCAGCCUGCUGCGUGCCUGCCCCCUCAUGCUGUGCACCUACCUCCUCCUGCGUGUCCUUGAUCUGCCGCCCCGUGUGUCCCCGCCCAGCCUGCUGUGGUAUCUCAUCUGGUCAGAAGUCUUGCUCCUGA
Molecule: messenger RNA, 684 nt
Organism: Orycteropus afer afer
Lineage: Eukaryota; Metazoa; Chordata; Mammalia; Tubulidentata; Orycteropodidae
Product: keratin-associated protein 10-7-like
Cellular component (GO): keratin filament
Source: RefSeq, a predicted model, not a curated record